AUGACGCGUUUGAGAUCUGCCGCCAGCACAAUCACCAACCGGUCGACGCCGGCGUUGGCGCUAACGGCAUCCCACGCGGGCUCGCAUCCCGCCGUCAUCGUGCCGAUCCAACCGCUCUUGCUCACGCUCGAGCACCGCCCAUCAUGCCCGCACCGUGUGAGUUAUCCCGAAAUCGAGGCAUACCGCGGCAUCAGUAGCUCACUGCGUUCUCACAAUGCGAUUGUCCGUGCAAGUGACAUCAUGGCGCAAAUUGACCCCAGAGACGUUGGUACGCCCGAUGAGUGGGUACCCCGGCACCCUGAGCUGAUCCGGCUCACGGGACGACACCCGUUCAAUAGUGAGCCCCCGCUGAAGUACGCGAGCACCUUUAUCACACCCAUGGCAUUGCACUACGUUCGCAACCACGGCCCCGUGCCGAGACUCGAGUGGGAUACACAUACGUUCUCGAUCGACGGACUGGUGAAGAAGCCGCGUACGUUCGGCAUGAACGAGCUGGUCACCACUUUUGAACAGGAGACCGUGACGUUCCCGGUGUUGCUGGUAUGUGCCGGUAAUCGCCGUAAAGAACAGAAUAUGAUCAAGAAGACUAUCGGCUUUAGUUGGGGCGCGGCCGGAUGCUCCACCGCUGAGUGGACAGGAGUCCCGCUUCACGUACUGCUGACGGCUUGCGGUGUUGAUCGAGAGAAGGCACAGUGGGUGUGGUUUGAGGGCAUCGAGGACUUGCCACACGACAAGUACGGCACGUGCAUUCGUGCCAGUACGGCGUUGGACCCGGCGUGCGAUGUUCUGGUGGCGUGGAAAGCCAACGGUGAGCUACUCGGUCCUGAUCAUGGGUUCCCUGUGCGCCUUAUUGUCCCAGGUCACAUCGGUGGACGCAUGGUCAAGUGGCUCGCACGGAUCCACGUGAGCGAUCACGAGUCCUCCAAUCACCAUCACAUUAUGGACAAUCGCGUACUACCGUCGCACGUCACUGCCGAGACGGCAACGGCGGAAGGUUGGUGGUCCAAGUCGCCGUACGCGAUCAUGGAGCUUAACGUCAAUGCCGUGGUCAUUUUACCGAACCAUGACGACCUGUUGGCUCUCGGUGAAGACACCACGUUUAACGACAUCGAGACGUACACGAUCAAGGGGUACGCGUAUUCAGGCGGUGGUCGGCGAGUUAUUCGCGUAGAGGUGACGCUAGACGAUGGCGCAUCGUGGCAGCUAGCUCGCAUCAUUUACCAUGAGAGGCCAAGCAAGUACGGCAAAAUGUGGUGCUGGGUGCACUACGAGUUGGCCGCUCCGAUGAGCAGUCUGCUUUGUGCUCGAGAAGUGUGCGUUCGAGCUUGGGACAGCUCGAUGAACCUCAUGCCAGCGUUCCCUACAUGGAAUGUUAUGGGCAUGAUGAACAACCCUUGGUACCGCGUCAAGAUCCACCACGAACAAGACACGAACUCGCUACGGUUCGAGCAUCCGACUCAAGCAGGAAACCAGAAAGGUGGCUGGAUGACCAAGGAACGGAUCAUGACUAACGACGUCGACUCGAUUAAGAUGCUGCAAGUGGAGCCACUUGACACGAGCAGUGCUGCAACACCGAAGCCUGGUCUGACUGCAGACGAAUUGAGUGAGCUGCCUCUGAUUUUUGCAGACGAAGUUGCAAAACACAACUCGAAGAAAAGCUGCUGGUUUAUUUGUCGCGACCUGGUGUACGACGCAACACCGUUCCUGGACGAACACCCUGGUGGAGCCACAAGUAUCUUGCUGUGUGGUGGCACAGACUGUACGGACGAAUUCGAGAGCAUCCACUCUACCAAAGCCUGGCAAAUGCUGAAGAAAUACUGUAUCGGACGUUGUUCAAGCACAGAGGACGACACUGGAACCAGCGAUACCUCGUCGGACCAUGAAGAGACGGACGUGGCGCUCAAAGGCGCUACCAAGGUGCCUAUCGUACUGAUCUCAAGAGAGGUGGUCAGCCACGAUGCACGCAUCUUUAAAUUUGCUCUGCCUGCCAAGGAUCUGAGACUCGGACUACCUAUUGGCAACCACGUUUUCUUGUACGCGAAGAUCAACGGCAAGACCGCCGUGCGUGCGUACACACCGAUAUCGUCCGAGAACGACGAAGACCGAGGAUUCGUGUCCUUCCUCAUCAAAGUCUACUUUGCAGGCGACAACCCUGUGCAUCCAGAAGGAGGACUCUUUUCACAGUAUCUCGAUGGCUUGCAUCUUGGUCAACAGAUUCAGAUCAAGGGACCGCUGGGCCACUUCACGUACUACGGAGACGGCAAUUUCUCCCUCGAGACGACCAAUUUUCACGCCUACAAGUUCGGGUUCGUCGCCGGAGGGACAGGUAUCACGCCCGUCUACCAGGUCAUGCGCGCCAUUCUUGAAGACGCAAAGGACCAGACCAAAGUUGCGCUCAUCUAUUGCGUGCGCUCGCAGCGUGACCUGCUGCUCCGAAAGGAACUUGAAACCCUACAAAAGCUGCGACCGGGUCAGUGCCGGAUCUUCUACACUUUGUCAGACAUGGAGCUGCUUGAUAGGAACGACCCUAUUGUUCGAGGGUGGGCGUACGGUAAGAGUCGACUUAACUUUGCCAUGGUGAAGAACAUCAUCGGCUCGGACGCCGACCACGUUUGCAUGUGCGGCCCCGAGGGUAUGAUUGAGUACGCCUGCAAGCCAGCGCUACUUAAGCUGAACUACGACCUCAAAACCCAGACCACCGUGUUUUAAUUGCACUAUUUCGUGUAGCUAAGCUAAAAGUUUCAAAGAGAAUCGUGAUCUAAAAG
Messenger RNA from Phytophthora infestans T30-4, 2765 nucleotides. RefSeq names its product nitrate reductase [NADPH], putative. Bases 1 to 2709 code for a protein of 902 amino acids. Gene Ontology annotation, molecular function: molybdenum ion binding; nitrate reductase (NADPH) activity; heme binding. NCBI's taxonomy places the organism in Eukaryota, Oomycota, Peronosporomycetes, Peronosporales, Peronosporaceae. The record is from RefSeq and is a predicted model, not a curated record. Gene Ontology annotation, biological process: nitric oxide biosynthetic process; nitrate assimilation. The transcript has 2 exons.